AUGGCGACCGAACUCUUUCUUUGGGACCACCCGGUCAGCUCAUAUGCGCAAAAAAUCCGCAUCGCGCUGCGGGAGAAGGGAAUACCGUUCAAGUUCGAAACUCCGAAAGGCGGUGGAAGCGGCAACCUCGCCACCAUAGACCCUAAAUUUUCGGAGGGUAAUCACCGCAUCCAAGUCCCCACGCUUGUGGACGGUGAUCUCAAGAUCUUCGACUCCACCAUUAUCCUUGAGUACAUCGAAGAUAAGUACUCCGACGUACCGCUUCGCCCGGCGGAGCCAGCAGGACGAGCGAGAGCCCGCAUGAUCGAGGAUGUUUGCGAUUCGCAAUAUGAAGCCGUCAACUGGGGAAUGGGUGAGAUUCAAACCUUCCAGCGGGCGGAAGGGGAGAAGGCGAGCAAGAUGACGGAACAGGCCAGGCAUCAAGUCAGGCAGCUGCAUGCUUGGCUGACCGAGCAGCUGGGUGACGCGGAAUGGUUUGGCGGCGACCGGUUUGGCUGGGCUGAUGUCUGUGUCUGGCCCAUGGUGAAUCGUUCAACCUCGUACCACGUGGAACCCGAGCCCGGCACUCCUCUUCGACGAUGGUAUGAGAAAGCUAAAGAGCGUCCGUCGGUGAAAUCGGUGUAUGAUGAAUUUACCGCCGCGUCGGGAGGAUUCUCGGCGGCUACGGACGCGCUGAAGAAGGGGUUAAUGAGGCGUGAGUAUCGGGAUCAUCGACUGGAGUGGAUGAUCAAGUCGGGCGGCAUUGAUAUUGUCAUGGCAGGAUUGGCGAAGAACAAUAUUCGAUUCUCAUGGCCAUAUUCCCUGGAAUGA
This is a messenger RNA of Rhinocladiella mackenziei CBS 650.93, 810 nucleotides long. RefSeq lists its product as uncharacterized. Gene Ontology annotation, cellular component: cytoplasm. Bases 1 to 810 code for a protein of 269 amino acids. Lineage: Eukaryota; Fungi; Ascomycota; Eurotiomycetes; Chaetothyriales; Herpotrichiellaceae. The transcript has a single exon. The record is from RefSeq and is a predicted model, not a curated record.